Molecule: messenger RNA, 1236 nt
Organism: Protopolystoma xenopodis
Lineage: Eukaryota; Metazoa; Platyhelminthes; Monogenea; Polystomatidea; Polystomatidae
Source: the annotation of a GenBank genome assembly
AUGACGGAGAGGCAAAUAAGAGAUGUCAUCCAUAAAAUUUUAGUGGCCUCUGGUGAAGAAGAAAAUAUCUCGCAAAGCGUUAUAUCCCUACUUUAUUCACAUCUUCAAGCCACAUGCCGAUUGUGGACAGAAAGCCUUUUAGCAGAUCAGGACUUCGACUCUACAAAUUUCUCACUUGCUACCCUUGUGGGCCUAUUUAAAAAAGACCGGGUAAAGUUAAUAAGAAUGGCUCGGUACCUGCAAAUUCUGGCCGAUCGUUCAGAUGCAAAUAAUUUCCUAGACGACGGCUCCUUAAGUGGGGAGAGUAAGAUAGACUUUGACAACUCAUCAGUUUCCGGUACUCAAGAAGUAGAAGGUAGCCAAAAUCUUUCCAGGAAACAGGAAUUUCUCGAUAUCUGUCAUCGAGUUGGCGUUGAUCCGCCUAUUUCAGGCAUUAAUUAUUGUUGCUUUGACAUUUUGCGUCAGUUGCCCAACGAAUUGGCUGUUGGAUUUCGCUAUAGGCUCCUACGAACCGACCAUAAAUGUAAACGUAUGAGUCCAGGCGAUUACUUAUCCUUUGCUCGCUUACGCCAAUCUGCGAGUCUCCUUUGCCUGUCCAAACGCUUUCGUGCAGAUGUCUUGGCUUGGAUAUUCUCGUCCGCACCAGAUAAUAUAAGACUAAACAUCAGUCCUUUUGCUCUCAUCGAUAUCGUGGUGGGCUUCCAUUCUCGAAUACCGAUUGCCUCUAAAAGGAGUAUCUACAUGUAUUCGAGCCAGGCCUACCCCUCUCUGUCGGUUGUCUUUUCUUCGUCUGGUCGUCGAUUAUUCUCCAAUCGUUGCAGUUCACAAUUUACUCUCCGGAAAUGCAACCGAUUAACCGGAUUUAUUCAACCUAGAAGCAAAAAUGUUUUACUAUCUAGUCUUGGAUAUCUCUCCAUCUUUCCAUCUAUUCGCAGAUGUCAUAGUACAGCUGCUAACCUAAUAACUGCGAAUGAAGAGGACAAAUGGAGACCUUACGAAGAUUUGGCAGAAAUCCGUAAAAUGUCGUUACCCGACAUGAAACCAAUAUGGGCCCUAUCAAGAGAACCUGUUAUUAGUGACUUUUUUCUUGGGCGCGUACCACAGGAGUUAUUUGAAUUCCCUGAGUUGACAUCCAAGACCAAAGUUCUCCAGCUUGAUGGAAUCUUUGAACACGUCUUGAAAACCCUGCUUUGCGGUAAUAUUUUUGGGGAGAUUUCGAAAUAUAUAUGCGGUUGA